This is a messenger RNA of Rotaria sp. Silwood1, 597 nucleotides long. NCBI's taxonomy places the organism in Eukaryota, Metazoa, Rotifera, Eurotatoria, Philodinida, Philodinidae. The record is from the annotation of a GenBank genome assembly.
AUGGCUCACUCAUCUAUAUCAUCACGAUCAGGAGAUACAGUUCAUACUCUUGAAUCUGAACUUCAACGUAAUGGUCCAUAUAUAUUAGCUGGACUUGGUGUUAGUGGUGGUGUUCUUCUUUUGGCUAAUCGAAAUAUUCCAGCAAUGAGUAUUCCAAUACUAUCAUCAGCUGCUGAUCGUAUUGCUUAUGCUCUUCGAUGGACUGGUCUUGAGGGAAUUUCAAUGGUUACAGCAGUUUGGUGUGUUAUUGGUGUACGUUCUAAAUAUGGAAUUGAACCAACAGCAACUGAAGGCAAUCAUCAUUUACAAAUGGCACAACGAAUUUUAACAAAUACAACUGAAUCAUUUCUAACAUUUACUGCUGCUAAAUUAGCUUUAGCUUCUGUACUUGAAUCAAAUAAUCUUCGUAUUAUUCCUGCAUUAUCAAGUCUUUUUAUUCUUGGACGAUAUACAUUUGAUGCAGCAAUCAAUCAUCCAUCACGUUCAUUUGGUUAUACUAUUAAUGCAGUUGCUACAUUUACAGCUUAUGGUUUAUUCUUGUACAAAUUAUUUAAAGGUGGUCUUCAUUCUAAUCUUCUUCCAUUUUCACUUCGCUAA